UUCAACCCUGAGAUUAAUAUUGAUAAUUUAGAUCUUUAAUCUCUUGAGUAGAGUGGGUUAUUCGGUACUACUGGUGCGGGCUUUUCUUCCGCGUAUGCUACUCCAUUUGUAACCUUGCAGCCAGCACCUGCUCCAAUGACAUCGGCGUUUCAAACGCAGCAUUUUACGCGCACAUAGGGAGUGGGCAGCGAAAAGCUUCGCGAGUCUAGAGAAGGUUUGUUUUCAAGGCAGUUAGUUGAAUGCCGAAUUGCGGAUAGCCUACACAAUUUAACUUGAGGUGAUCAUCGAACGAUGGCCGAGUGCGGGAGGAAGGCGCUAUCACUUCUAGAAGCGGCCCGUUCCCGGUAUGAGAGCUUGCAAAUCUCAGACGAUGUGUUCGGGGAGUCUGGGGACGACAGCAGCGACAACCCUUUCUACAGCACCUCGGCUGAUUCCAAUUCGGAUAACGACACGGCGGAAACUAAGAAUGCCGACGACCGACGGCCGGAUGAAACAGGGACUCAGAAUAACUGCGGUCCCCCCGGCUCCGUCUCCUCCUCGCAAGCGAAGGAGGAUGGAUGGACCGAUGUGCUGCAGGACAUAGACUUGCCCUGCUAUAAAGACACACACGGACCUACUCAGAAGAUGCCAGCCACCGCCACUGCCAUGGAUUUCUUCCAGCUGUUUGUGCCAGACAACCUCCUCCAGAGCAUGGUCACACAGACCAACAUGUACGCCAAGAAGUUCCAGGAGCGCUUCGGCAGCGAUGAGGGCUGGACGGCGGUCACUCUGGCAGAGAUGAAGGCCUUCAUGGGCUUCGUGACGUCCACCAGCAUCCACCGCUGCGAGUCGGUGCUCAGCAUCUGGAGCAGCGGCUUCUUCAGCAACCGCAGCAUCGCGCUCAAGAUGAGCCAGGCGCGCUUCGAGAAGAUCCUCAAGUACUUCCACGUGGUGGCCUUCCGCUCCAGCCACGGCAGCAGCCAAGGCCUCUACAAGAUACAGCCCUUCCUGGAGGCCCUGCAGCAGAGCUUUGGAUCCUCCUUCCGACCCUCCCAGACACAGGUCCUCCAUGAGCCUCUGAUUGACGAGGAUCCCGUCUUCAUCACCACCUGCACCGAGCGAGAGCUCCGCAAGAGGAAGAAGAGGAAGUUCAGCCUGUGGGUGCGCCAGUGCACCGCCACCGGAUUCAUCUGCCAGAUUUAUGUCCAUCUGAAAGAGGGCCUCGGGGUGGAUGGAUUGGAUGCCUUGAAGAACAAGCCGCAGCUCCACAGUCUGGUGGCCAAGCAGCUGUGCCAGAGCCUGGCGGGCCGCAACUCCAUCAUCUUCACUGGGCCCAGUAUCACUAGCCUCAACCUCUUCCAGGACUUUGAGAAACAGGACAUCUACUGCUGUGGGCUGCUGAGCACUAAGAAGAGUGACUGCACGGGUCUCCCCCAGCCUAUGAUGGUCAACACGGACGGCCCCCAGGCCCGCGGCCAGUCGCGCACCAUGAUGAAGGGCAACACCUCGCUCAUCAACUGGUACAACAAGGGCACCUUCAGGUUCCUCACCAACGCGUACUCGCCCACCAAGCAAGGGGUUAUCAUCAAGAGGAAAAGUGGGGAGAUCCCGUGUCCACUGGCAGUGGAGGCCUUUGCUGCCCACCUCAGCUACAUCUGCAAAUAUGAUGACAAGUACAGCAAGUACUUCAUCUUCCACAAGCCUAAUAAGACCUGGCAGCAGGUGUUUUGGCUGACCAUCAGCAUCGCCAUCAACAAUGCCUACAUCCUCUACAAGAUGUCUGAUGCAUACCACGUCAAGCGCUACAGCAGGGUACAGUUCGGCGAGAGGCUCGUCAGAGAGCUCCUGGACUUGGACGACUGCUCCCCCACACAGUAAAACAACCACACUGUCAUCAUCUGUCAUCACCCCAAACCACCACACACACAUGUUCAACACACUACACACUUUAUUCAUUCAUAGCCAACACACACACACCAUAUACUGUAUAUGUAUUUAUCUUCACAGACCUGAAAUGUCGAUACAUGAAAUGUUUUCACCUCUACUAACGAUACAGCAGGACCUGGGUAGCGUGGUCGGCCAUUAGAGUGAAGUAGGAGAUCAGGGAUAGAAUCAGGAACUCUCCGCACCAGCGCCCCCCUCUGGCUGCAAAUCAUUCUGCCUCCUCUGGACUGCUCCUCAGGUGUCUGACCUUGUGCAUCGGUCAGAGUUGUAUAA
Molecule: messenger RNA, 2196 nt
Organism: Engraulis encrasicolus (European anchovy)
Lineage: Eukaryota; Metazoa; Chordata; Actinopteri; Clupeiformes; Engraulidae
Gene: pgbd5
Product: piggyBac transposable element derived 5
Exons: 8
Coding region: 292-1857 (521 amino acids)
Biological process (GO): non-replicative DNA transposition
Molecular function (GO): transposase activity
Source: RefSeq, a predicted model, not a curated record